Molecule: messenger RNA, 3095 nt
Organism: Girardinichthys multiradiatus
Lineage: Eukaryota; Metazoa; Chordata; Actinopteri; Cyprinodontiformes; Goodeidae
Product: mitochondrial Rho GTPase 1-A
Exons: 20
Coding region: 383-2365 (660 amino acids)
Biological process (GO): small GTPase-mediated signal transduction; mitochondrion organization; regulation of mitochondrion organization
Cellular component (GO): mitochondrial outer membrane
Molecular function (GO): GTPase activity; GTP binding; calcium ion binding
Source: RefSeq, a predicted model, not a curated record
CUACACGGCUCACUGUAGUAGCCCGGCGCUGGAGGUCGGGCAUGCUCCUGAAAUGUUCACUGCGAAAUGAUCCACUGGCGCCGAAAUGAGCGCGAUUAAGAUGAAAAUACACACAAACAAGACACAGAAACGCGUUUAAAUCGUGUUCUUGCUAAGCUGUUAGCGUGCGGCUUGGCGCAAACCGCGAAGGCACCGCAGAGGAGCUUUGGGAAGUGUCCGUCCGUUUUGUCCUACAAAGGCGGCGGGUGUUUGACAGCAGGAGGGCCCGACGUUAGGAAACCGCUGCGGCUGGAGGAGGUGGCAGGAGAAGGAGGAGGAAGGCUUUCUGAAGACUCCAUGAAACAAUAAAGACUCGUUUCUGCUGAGGGAAGUGAGCUGAAUCAUGAGGAAGGACGUGAGGAUACUCCUUGUUGGGGAACCCAAGGUGGGGAAGACGUCACUGAUCAUGUCUCUGGUUAGUGAGGAGUUUCCUGAUGAGGUUCCUCUCAGGGCUGAGGAGAUCACCAUCCCAGCUGACGUUACCCCGGAGAGGGUACCCACACACAUCGUGGACUACUCUGAAGCAGAACAGUCAGACGAGCAGCUGUAUCAAGAAAUCUCCAAGGCAAACGUGAUCUGCAUAGUUUAUUCAGUUAACAACAAGAAGUCGAUCGAAAAGGUGACAAGCCACUGGAUUCCUCUCAUUAAUGACCGGACAGAUAAAGACAGCAGGGUACCGUUAAUUCUGGUGGGGAACAAGUCUGACUUGGUGGAGCACAGCAGCAUGGAGACCAUCCUGCCAAUCAUGAAUCAGUACCAGGAUAUUGAGACCUGUGUGGAGUGUUCUGCUAAAAACUUGAAGAACAUCUCUGAGUUGUUCUACUACGCCCAGAAGGCUGUUCUCCACCCAACAGGACCCCUGUACUGUCCCGAGGAGAAGGAGCUGAAACCUUCCUGCAUUAAGGCUUUAACUCGGAUAUUUAAAAUCUCCGACCUGGACAACGACGGGAUCCUGAACGACAAUGAGCUCAACUUCUUUCAGAGAACAUGUUUCAAUACACCUCUGGCGCCUCAAGCCUUAGAAGAUGUGAAGAAUGUGGUCAGGAGGAACAUGACAGACGGAGUUAAAAAUAACGGACUCAGUCUAAAAGGCUUCCUCUUCCUGCACACACUCUUCAUACAGCGAGGUCGACAUGAGACCACGUGGACGGUGCUGAGGAGGUUCGGAUACGACGACGACCUGGAGCUCACACAGGAAUACCUGUUCCCCAUAAUAAAGGUCCCGCCUGACUGCACCACUGAGCUAAACCACAACGCUUACCUCUUUCUGCAGAGUGUCUUUGACAAACAUGACAAAGACAGAGACUGUGCCCUGUCCCCAGAGGAGGUGAAGGACCUGUUCAAAGUAUUUCCCUACAUGCCCUGGGGUCCAGAUGUCAACAACACCGUGUGCACCAAUGAUAAGGGUUGGAUCACAUACCAGGGAUACCUCUCCCAGUGGACGUUAACAACGUAUCUGGAUGUCCAGAGGAGUUUGGAGUAUUUAGGUUACCUCGGCUACUCCAUCAUCUAUGAACAGGAGUCUCAAGCUGCAGCUAUUACUGUGACACGUAACAAGCGCAUUGACCUGCAGAAGAAACAAACCCAGCGCAGCGUCUUCCGCUGCAACGUGUUGGGAGCGCGCGGCAGCGGGAAAAGUGGCUUCCUCCUAGCUUUCCUCGGCAAGAACCUGCAGAGACAGAGGCAGAUCAGAGAGGACCACAAGUCCUACUAUGCCAUCAGCACCACCUACGUUUACGGUCAGGAGAAGUACCUGCUGCUCCACGAGGUGAUGACAGAUUUUGACUUCCUGUCCGAGGCCGACCUGGCCUGCGACGUGGUCUGCCUGGUGUACGACGUCAACAACCCGGAAUCUUUUGAGUACUGCGCUAAGGUGUACAAGCAAUGCUUCAUAGACAGCAAGACGCCAUGCGUAGUGAUAGCCGCCAAGUCCGACCUGCACGAGGCGCGGCAGCACUACAGCCUGUCGCCGCACGAGUUCUGCCGCAAGCACAAGCUCCACCCGCCGCAGCCGUUCACGUGCAACACGACCGAGGUGCCCAGUAAGGACGUCUACACCAGACUCACCACCAUGGCCAUGUAUCCCCACGCCCGCCUCCGCUGCAUGUGUUCCUGCAACAGGUGCACUUAUUGCCUGUGUCAGAACCUCCUCAAGUUGGAGCUGCUGCGCAGCGUUAAGGCCCAGCUCCGCAGGGUCGUUUACAACAGGCACAUGGCCCAGGCGGACCUGAAGAACUCCACCUUCUGGCUGAGGGCCAGCCUCGGUGCCACGGUGUUCGCGGUGUUGGGCUUCGCCAUGUACAGAGCACUUCUAAAACAGCGGUGAUGGGGCAGCAUGAGACGACUACUUCCAUCUUGGUCCUUUUUGUUCCUUUCUACCUGAGAGACUUUAAAAGACUGCCUGAACAAACCAAACAGGCUCAUUGCCUCGAAACCCACCUCUCCCCUUUCUCCUAAAGUAACACGAGCGAGAAACAAACUUUUAUACGAUUGUGGAUUAUCUGUAUGUUGUGAGCAAAGGGACACUGUUUCUAAAUACAUUCAUUCUGGGAUCUUUUGGUCUAAUCUGUUAGUAAAAACAGAAUUAUUAUUCUAGAUAAUCCGGUCCUGUUUCAAUCCUCAGGCUCUCAUUUAGUUUAACAUGAGGCAGCCAAAAUAAAACACUGCAAAGGGACUUGAGUCUAUUUUUAUUAAAGUAUAUGCAAUAUGUUAUGUAUUUAUGUAAGACUGUAGGACCCGUAGAAAGUAUCACAAGCCAAACGCAGGAUCAGCAGGAGACACAGCGUUACAUUCAACACCAACAUGCACUUGUUUCAUUUGUGUGUUAAAUUAUUAACCCAUUUCUUUGGAGUGCACCACAUGAAACAGAUUGCUCAUGUAUUUUUGUAUGUAGUGUUAUAGCUUAACACUUCUGACUGCUUUUAUUUUUCUGGUUUUCAAAUAAAGCUUUGACCCUCCUUUUUGUUUUCCAUUUCUGCACUACAAGCAACCUAGAAACGUGUUUCCCCUUAAUCUUCGUCUGCAGCAUUUUCAAUAAAGACUUGUACAAUAUGGUA